Aspergillus calidoustus is the source of this 1371-nucleotide messenger RNA. The record is from the annotation of a GenBank genome assembly. NCBI's taxonomy places the organism in Eukaryota, Fungi, Ascomycota, Eurotiomycetes, Eurotiales, Aspergillaceae.
AUGUCUCUCACAGAGUCUUCGGCGAUUGACAUCGCCAAAGCCGCCUCUUCCGCUUCCCGACAUCUUGCGACCCGGUCUGAAGCAGAGCGCAACGAAGCCCUUACUGCGCUACAUGAUGCUCUCCUGGCAAAUAAGACAGCCAUACUCGAGGCCAACGCCAGGGACCUCCAAGCUGCAGAACAAUCUGUUGCGGGCGGAAGCCUCAGUCAUAGCGUCUUGAAGCGGCUCGACCUGUCAAGACCAGGAAAAUACGAUGACAUGUUGCAGGGUAUCUUGAGUGUGAGGAGUCUAAAGGACCCCAUCGGAAACGUGACAUUGAGGACGCUCCUUGACGAUGGCCUCACGCUCGAAAAAGUGACGUGCCCAAUUGGCGUUCUGCUAAUAAUUUUUGAGGCCCGUCCAGAGGUUAUCGCAAAUAUCGCUGCGUUAUCUAUCAAGUCGGGCAAUGCUGCAAUCUUGAAGGGCGGGAAAGAAUCCACAGAGUCAUUUGUGACCAUUGCCAAUGUGAUAUCAGAAGCUAUAUCGCAUACUCGAGUGCCGCAAGCAUCCAUUCAACUUGUGAAAACAAGGGCUGCAGUUUCCGACUUGUUGGCACAGGACUCCUUCAUCGACCUCGUCAUACCUCGCGGAUCCAACGACCUUGUUAGAUUUGUAAAAGAACAUACCAAAAUACCGGUUCUUGGACACGCAGAUGGUAUUUGUUCCGCAUAUCUGCACUCGGAUGCCAACCCAGAAACUGCUGUCAAGGUAGUGGUCGACUCGAAGACUGAUUAUCCAGCUGCUUGCAACUCAUUGGAAACCCUGCUCGUACAUGAAGAUGUCUUGAAAAGCGUUUUCCCGCUUGUCGCUAAAGCGCUUAUUGCCAAGGGCGUUACCCUCCGCUGCGAUGUGUCCUCCAAAGUUGCGCUCGUGAAAACAUUGACUCCCGCUGAGGCAGAGGCGCUACGUGAUGCUCAGGACUCCGAUUUCGACACGGAGUUUCUAGAUCUUACGUUAGCCGUCAAAACAAUUGUUCCCCAGCUAUCUAUGACGGGUGUUGAGGUGGCAGUGACCCACAUCAAUGCUCAUUCCUCCAAACACACGGACAUUAUCGUCACCGAAUCAGAAGAUGCGGCCAACUUCUUCAUGAAAGGUGUUGAUAGCGCCGGAGUUUUCUGGAAUGCAUCGACGAGAUUUGCAGACGGAAUGAGGUACGGAUUCGGCACAGAGGUUGGUAUCAGCACAAAUAAGAUACACUCUAGAGGACCUGUUGGAUUGGAUGGAUUGACAAUUUACAAGUAUCUGAUCCGAGGUAAUGGCCACCGGGCAGGGGAUUACUUUGAGGGCGAAGGCGGAAGAAAGUACAAGCACGAGAAUUUGCAGAUACGCUAG